Molecule: messenger RNA, 303 nt
Organism: Opisthorchis viverrini
Lineage: Eukaryota; Metazoa; Platyhelminthes; Trematoda; Opisthorchiida; Opisthorchiidae
Exons: 3
Coding region: 1-303 (100 amino acids)
Cellular component (GO): cytosol
Molecular function (GO): cysteine-type endopeptidase inhibitor activity
Source: RefSeq, a predicted model, not a curated record
AUGCCACUGUGCGGAGGUGUUGGUGAUGCAAGAACGCCUACGCCAGAGGAGAAGCAAAAGCUAGAAAGUGUGCUUCACCAAUCGUUACACACACAUCUUGGCUCGAAACCAGAUAGUUUGGAAGUUGUUCAGGUGGCUACCCAAGUCGUAUCGGGGACGAAUUACUUUGCCAAGGUUAAGUUGAAUGGCGACAACUACGUUCACGCACGUAUCUACGAGAAACUACCCUGUCAUGGAGGCACCACCGAACUGCACUCGAUUCAGAAGGAUAAAACACACGCGGACCCGUUGGGCUAUUUUUGA